GACAUGUGUGCGUUCAGGUUGCCCCUCAAGGCCUCGGGAUGAGCAUGCGUGAAGACAACCAAGACUAAACAGAACAGGGCACACCGCUGUCAAACAUUCCGAACGCAGUAGCGAAGAGACGCUUCAGUCCACUACUUGGAAGAACAAACUCCGUUUAACUUCUGUUGCCAGUGUUUGCACCGUAUUAGCGAGAGGUAUGAAGAGACCCCUCAGUCCCACACACCUGCUGGAGAACGGGGGUAUGUGUGUCCCAUUCGGCGCCUACGCGGAAGGGGAAGAGCCUGGGACUAGCCACGGCCACUCACAGCAGGAGAAGAAGAUGUUGCCGUUCUCUCUGUGCGAGGUCUGCAACAUCCAGCUCAACUCCGCCGCCCAGGCCCAGGUCCACUACAAUGGCAAGUCCCACCUCCGGAGGGUCAAACAGCUGAGCAACGGAGACCCCGUCUCCAGCCCCGGCCCCUGCCCCGCACCCCUCUCCACCGUCAGCAGCGGAAGUUCGUGCCACGGCAGUACCCUCCCCGCCCUGGUGCGGAGCCCCUCCCUGAUGCCGCCCCAGUGCAUGCUGGACGUGAAACCCUUCCUGUCCUUCUCUGUGGACAGCGCGUCUCCCGUUGGACUCUUCCCCAACUUCAACACAAUGGACCCGGUGCAGAAGGCUGUAAUUAACCACACGUUCGGAGUCUGUGUCCCACCAAAGAAGAAGCACGUCAUUUCCUGCAGCGUCUGCCAGCUACGCUUUAACUCCGACAGCCAAGCAGAGGCACACUACAAAGGCAGUAAACACGCCAAGAAGCUAAAAGCGCAGGACUCCAGCAAGAGCAAGCAGAAACCCGCGGCCGGCAAGGACAGCGCGAAGACCGUCAGCACCUGCUCCUCCACGGCCACCGGCAGCAGCGCUGAGCCUCUGGACAACAAAAUGGCCGCCCCGAAUGUGCUGAAAACUUUGGCUCCGCCCAAAUCUCCGGUUCCCACAGCGACAGGCGUGUCCUUGCUGUCCUGCCUGUCCAGGCCCGUGUCCCUUCCGACGCCCGGCAACGCUCCGGCGGAGACGGCCAAUCAGGGGCCAGCUGCGAGGAGCGGAGCCACACCCCCAGCCACGGCCCCGACCACAGCCCCGCCUACGGGAGAGACGGAGGAGGAGAAGGCCAAAAAGCUGCUGUACUGCUCGCUCUGCAAAGUGGCCGUCAACUCUCUGUCUCAGCUGGAGGCUCAUAACACAGGUUCGAAGCACAAAACCAUGCUGGAGGCCCGAAACGGAGCAGGCCCCAUAAAGGCCUACCCCAGGCCUGGGGCCAAACUCAAGGUCCAGGCCACUGUGGUCAAAGGCUCGGGCCUGCAGAACAAGACAUUUCAUUGUGAAAUCUGCGAUGUGCAUGUGAACUCAGAAAUCCAACUUAAACAGCACAUCUCCAGCAGGAGGCACAAGGACCGAGUGGCGGGGAAACCGCUGAAGCCCAAGUACAGUCCCUACAGCAAGCAGCAGCGCAGCGCCACAGUCCUGGCGGCGAAAUUGGCACUUCAGAAGGACCUGGUGAAGCCGCUAUCGCCGGCGUUCAUUUCCAGCCCCUUCUCCCCCACAAGUGUGGCCUCCCUCCCCCUCCACGCCCGGCCCAGUACCCCCCUCUUUCAGACGGCCACCCUGUCCGCUCCCUUCCUGCGGGCUGCCCCAGGAGCGAUGCGACCAGCUGCCGGGUCAACCAUCCUGUUCGCCCCUUACUGACCCGGAGCCCCGGCUCAGCGGAGGUGAGCCCUCAGGGCCCUGAACAAGGCCUGGCACAGCAGAGCCAAAAUGGCGCCCUCAGAGCCCUGCACAAGGCCUGACCUUGCAGAGCCAAAAUGGUGCUCUCAGGGCCCUGCACAAGGCCUGCCCCAGCAGAGCCAAAGUGGCGCCCUCUGGCCCUGCACAAGACUCGCCCCAGGAGAGCCAAAAUGGCGCUGUCCGCCGAGAACUUACAUACGUGAAAAAACACAUAUUUAUCAAAGAGGAUUUACCUGCAACUGCACCCAGCAAUUCCAGCGUCUGAACAAGAGAGGACCCAGUGCGAGUUUUUGCAUCGCAUACAGCGUGUAAGUGCUGAAAAGCAUCAAACUUCUUCCUGAAUGACUUGAAUUACCAGUCUUCCUAAGCAAUGAAAAGACAUCUCCGACUCGGAGGCAUAUUUCAGUGUUGACGAAAGCCUUUCUUCAGGCUAAGACGCUACUUUCAGUUAGGGCUGGAUGUGGUCAGAGACAACGCUGUGGUUUCAGCCCCAGGUCUGUUUAUUAUGCAGGUGAAGAGCUGUGAUCACAGCUUAGCUAAUGCUGACUUGUGUUUAGCCAUCUGGAUAAUUAGUUUGCAAUGGUGUUACAUUUCAUCCAACUUUUUAUCUUUCAUCUCUGAAUAGAACAAUCCAGAAAACUAGAGAUUAAUCAUUUCUCAGUGGCUUUACUUUUCCUAAUCUGUUUUAUCAAACAUUUCAAGUGUUUCUGUUUGUGGUUUAGUGCUGGAGAGGCCUACACCAUCGCUCUGGGCCUCUCUCACUGUUCUUCAGCAGAUUUUUUUCCCAGAGAAAAACAUGAUGUAAAAUUGCACAUGCACUCUUAAUCCUGCCUGUUCUUUGGCAGAGAAGUGGUGGCCCUUUCCCAUGUGGUAACGGAGAUGCAUUACGCUAUGGCAAUAAUGGGUGUUUGAUAUUUACAUUCAGAACAGUAAGGCAAUACCAACUGCAUUGUAUUGGGAGAAUAGUACAUAGAACAUAGAUACAAUGCUUUGUAUUUUUAGAAUAAAAAAGCAAUCCACACCAAGAAUGACAUAGAGUUGUUCAUUAGACUGUAGGGCAGGGAUCAACAACUCACAGUCCUCAAGGGCCAGUAACUGCUGGUUUUCCACCCUCCCUUUACCCGGGAGUCAGGUGUGAAGACAGUCUAGCCAAUCAGUAGCACGAACAGAAAAGAAAACCAGGGCUGCAUUUGGAUUUGAGGGCCUGAGUUUAUGAUCCCUGCUGUAGGGUACUGGUUUAAUGCAUAGUAUGUAUGUAUAA
Conger conger (European conger) is the source of this 3020-nucleotide messenger RNA. RefSeq names its product zinc finger protein 385B-like. Gene Ontology annotation, molecular function: zinc ion binding; nucleic acid binding. Bases 197 to 1720 code for a protein of 507 amino acids. NCBI's taxonomy places the organism in Eukaryota, Metazoa, Chordata, Actinopteri, Anguilliformes, Congridae. The record is from RefSeq and is a predicted model, not a curated record. Gene Ontology annotation, cellular component: nucleus. The transcript has 9 exons.